Sphenostylis stenocarpa is the source of this 240-nucleotide messenger RNA. The record is from the annotation of a GenBank genome assembly. Lineage: Eukaryota; Viridiplantae; Streptophyta; Magnoliopsida; Fabales; Fabaceae.
AUGGAAGAUGAAAAGGGCAUUCUAGGUGCCAAUGGUUAUUCACAUAGAGGGGUUGUGCCCAAUAAUUUAGGGGUUGAUAAGUGCCAUAUACCAUUCACAGACAAAAAUCUGACCAAAUACGUUACUUUAAGUGGCAAAGUCGAUCAAACUUUGGACAAUUUGAGCCACGAUGAACAUUGUCUUGUACCUGCUGGGACUUUGAGGACAAUCUGGCUUGUUUUGAAAGUUUUAACAGACUAA